AUGCCUUCUUCUCUGAGGGGAAUUUGGUCCAGUACAUUCAAGUCCAAGGAUGCUCAAGUCUCUGCCAUCGUGAACUAUGCUCACCUUGUUGGAGUAACCAGGCACUUGUACUCUUUUUCAGUGAAAUUCAGCAACUGCAAUAGAAAAAGAAAAGUUCAGUAUGAAAGCAGCGAACCAGCAGAUUUCAAGGUGGAUGAGGACGGCACAGUGUAUGCUGUGAGAAGCUUCCCUCUCUCUGCAGAGCAGGCAAAGUUCCUGAUAUAUGCCCAAGACAAAGAAACCCAAGAAAAGUGGCAGGUAGCUGUAAACCUGAGUCUGGAGCCAACCCUGACUGAGGAGCCUAUGAAGGAACCACAUGAAAUUGAAGAAAUAGUAUUCCCUAGACAACUCGCCAAGCACAGUGGAACUCUACAAAGGCAGAAGCGAGACUGGGUCAUCCCGCCAAUCAACUUGCCAGAAAACUCCAGAGGACCCUUUCCUCAAGAGCUUGUCAGAAUCAGGUCUGAUAGAGAUAAAAACCUGUCCCUGAGGUACAGUGUCACUGGGCCAGGAGCUGACCAGCCGCCAACAGGCAUCUUCAUCAUCAACCCCAUCUCAGGACAGCUGUCAGUCACAAAGCCUCUGGACCGAGAGUUGAUAGCCCGGUUUCACUUGAGAGCACAUGCGGUGGACAUCAAUGGCAAUCAGGUGGAGAACCCCAUCGACAUCGUCAUCAAUGUAAUCGAUAUGAAUGAUAACAGACCUGAGUUUCUGCACCAGGUUUGGAAUGGGUCUGUUCCAGAAGGAUCAAAGCCUGGGACAUAUGUGAUGACGGUCACUGCCAUUGAUGCGGAUGACCCAAAUGCCCUGAACGGGAUGCUGAGGUACAGGAUCCUGUCCCAGGCACCCAGCACCCCUUCACCCAAUAUGUUUACAAUCAACAACGAGACUGGAGACAUCAUCACUGUGGCAGCUGGUCUGGAUCGAGAGAAAGUGCAACAGUAUACGUUAAUAAUUCAAGCCACAGACAUGGAAGGCAAUCCCACUUAUGGCCUUUCAAACACAGCCACAGCCGUCAUCACAGUGACAGAUGUCAAUGACAAUCCUCCAGAGUUUACUGCCAUGACCUUCUAUGGAGAAGUUCCUGAGAACAGGGUGGAUGUCAUUGUAGCCAACCUAACUGUCACUGACAAGGAUCAGCCCCACACACCGGCCUGGAAUGCUGCCUACAGAAUCAGUGGUGGAGACCCUACGGGAAGGUUUGCCAUCAGGACAGACCCCAACAGUAAUGAUGGGCUAGUCACAGUGGUAAAACCAAUUGACUUUGAAACGAAUAGGAUGUUUGUCCUUACUGUUGCUGCAGAAAACCAAGUGCCAUUAGCUAAGGGGAUUCAGCACCCACCUCAGUCGACAGCAACUGUGUCUGUGACGGUUAUUGAUGUCAAUGAAAAUCCUUAUUUUGCCCCAAAUCCUAAAAUUAUUCGCCAAGAGGAAGGCCUCCACGCAGGUACCAUGCUGACCACGCUCACUGCUCAGGACCCUGAUCGAUAUAUGCAACAGAAUAUCAGAUACACAAAGUUAUCUGAUCCUGCCAAUUGGCUGAAAAUAGAUCCUCUGAAUGGGCAGAUCACAACGAUUGCUGUGUUGGAUAGAGAAUCGCCUAAUGUAAAAAACAACAUCUAUAAUGCUACCUUCCUUGCUUCUGACAAUGGAAUCCCUCCUAUGAGUGGAACAGGAACACUGCAAAUCUAUUUACUUGAUAUCAAUGACAACGCCCCUCAGGUGUUACCUCAAGAGGCUGAGACUUGUGAAACUCCAGAACCCAAUUCAAUUAACAUCACAGCACUUGAUUAUGACAUAGACCCAAAUGCCGGGCCGUUCGCAUUUGAUCUCCCCUUAUCUCCAGUGACUAUUAAAAGAAACUGGACCAUCACCCGGCUUAACGGUGAUUUUGCUCAGCUCAAUUUAAAGAUAAAAUUUUUGGAAGCUGGUAUCUAUGAAGUUCCCAUCAUUAUCACAGAUUCAGGGAAUCCUCCCAAGUCCAACAUUUCCAUCCUGCGUGUGAAAGUUUGCCAGUGUGACUCCAAUGGAGACUGCACCGACGUAGACAGGAUCGUGGGUGCAGGGCUUGGCACGGGUGCCAUCAUUGCUAUCCUUCUUUGUAUCAUCAUCCUGCUGAUCCUUGUUCUCAUGUUUGUGGUAUGGAUGAAACGCCGGGAUAAAGAACGCCAAGCCAAGCAGCUUUUAAUUGACCCAGAAGAUGACGUAAGAGAUAAUAUAUUGAAAUAUGAUGAAGAAGGCGGAGGAGAAGAAGACCAGGACUAUGACUUGAGUCAGCUCCAGCAACCAGAUACCGUGGAGCCUGAUGCCAUCAAGCCCGUGGGAAUCAGGCGGCUAGACGAGAGGCCUAUCCAUGCUGAGCCACAGUACCCUGUCCGAUCCGCAGCCCCACACCCUGGCGAUAUCGGGGACUUCAUUAAUGAGGGCCUUAAAGCUGCUGACAACGACCCCACGGCUCCACCAUAUGAUUCCCUCUUAGUCUUCGACUAUGAGGGCAGCGGCUCCACGGCUGGCUCCUUGAGCUCCCUCAACUCCUCCAGUAGCGGCGGGGACCAGGACUAUGACUACCUGAAUGACUGGGGACCCCGCUUCAAGAAGCUGGCCGACAUGUAUGGCGGUGGCGACGACUGAAUGGCAGGACGGACUUGGCUUUUGGACAAGUAUAAACAGUUUCACCUGAUAUUCCCACAAAGCAUACAGAAGCUAGGCUUUAACUCUGUAGUCCACUAGCACCGUGCUUGCUGGAGGCUUGGGCGUAGGCUGCGAACCAGUUUGGGCUCCCAGGGAAUAUCAGUGAUCCGAUACUGUCUGGAAAACACCGAGCUCAGCUACACUUGAAUUUUACAGUACAGAAGCACUGGGAUUUUAUGUGCCUUUUUGUACCUUUUUCAGAUUGGAAUUAGUUUUCUGUUUAAGGCUUUAAUGGUACUGAUUUCUGAAACGAUAAGGAAAAGACAAAAUAUUUUGUGGCGGGAGCAGAAAGUUAAAUGUGAUAUGCUUCAACCCACUUUUGUUACAAUGCAUUUGCUUUUGUUAAGAUACAGAACUGAAACAACCAGAUUAAAAAAAUUAACUCAUGGAGUGAUUUUGUUACCUUGGGGUGAGGGGGGGGAUGAGACCACAAGAUAGGAAAAUGUACAUUACCUUCUAGUUUUAGACUUUAGAUUUUUUUUUUUCACUAAAAUCUUAAAACUUACGCAGCUGGUUGCAGAUAAAGGGAGUUUUCAUAUCACCAAUUUGUAGCAAAAUUGAAUUUUUUCAUAAACUAGAGUGUUAGACACAUUUUGGUCUUAAUCCAUGUACACUUUUUUUAUUUUCUGUAUUUUUUCCACCUGGCUGUAAAAAUGGUGUGUGUACAUAAUGUUUUAUCAGCAUAGACUAUGGAAGAGUGCAGAGAACUCAGAACAUGUGUAUGUAUUAUUUGGACUUUGGAUUCAGGUUUUUUGCAUGUCAAUAUCUUUCGUUAUGGGUAAAGUAUUUACAAAACAAAGUGACAUUUGAUUCAACUGUUGAGCUGUAGUUAGAAUACUCAAUUUUUAAUUUUUUAAUUUUUUUUUAAUUUUUUUUUUAUUUUCUUUUUGUUUGUUUUGUUUUGGGGAGGGAUAAAAGUUCUUUAGCACAAAUGUUUUACAUAAUUUGUACCAAAAAAAUUACACACAAAAAAAAAAAAGGAAAGAAAAGUGAAAGGGGUGGCCUGGUACCGGCGGCACUAGCAAGUGUGUGUUUUUAAAAAACAAAACAAACAAACAAAAAAAUAAAUAAAAAGAGACAAAAAAAAAAAAAAAGAAAAAAAAAAGCUUUUAAACUGGAGAGACUUCUGAAACAGCUUUGCGUCUGUGUUGUGUACCAGAAUUCAAACAAUACACCUCUGACCCCAGCGUUCUGAAUAAAAAGCUAAUUUUGGAUCUGG
Molecule: messenger RNA, 3949 nt
Organism: Arvicanthis niloticus (Nile rat)
Lineage: Eukaryota; Metazoa; Chordata; Mammalia; Rodentia; Muridae
Source: RefSeq, a predicted model, not a curated record